Messenger RNA from Funneliformis geosporum, 168 nucleotides. NCBI's taxonomy places the organism in Eukaryota, Fungi, Glomeromycota, Glomeromycetes, Glomerales, Glomeraceae. The record is from the annotation of a GenBank genome assembly.
AUGUCUGAGUCAGAAAUGAUUAGACAAAAUCCUGAACAAAGUGUAUCUGAUUAUGCCCAGAAGAUUAUCACUCCUAUAAUAGUUAGUCAUAGUCUACAAUCUUUAAAUGCAGCUAUCACUAAAGCUAAAGAAAUCGAAACUAGAUUUACUAUUAUCCAACCAAUCUAA